ACGGCGUUGCAAUUGUAAUUCACGGCGGUCUGCACAUCUUUGGUGUUUUUCUAUUUCUGGGUCGCAUUUCUCGGUUAUUCUUAUACCUUUCAAAAACUUUGAAAACCUUUGGUUACAGGCGUAGGUGUUCUAUAGCGUUGCUGUCGGACACUGCUGUCGCCCGGCUGCCAUUAUCAUGGCGCUCUACAAAGGGGUAGAUUUCCUAUGUACGGUUGGUCUCUGGGGUUUUCAAGCGGUGUCGGUAUAUACCAUUGUUGGCGCGAUCUUGCGAAGCGGCGGUGUCAAAGCGUGUUGUGGGUCAUCGGUUUCUUGGGUGCAUUAACAUCUGUACGACGCUGGGAUGAUUCUACGCAGUCAUUGGCGCAGGGUCGUUUUCGUUGGUCUCUUCUCCUUUUUCUCUUCGAUCUUUCUAGUAUCAUUUCUUCCUCGGGAGCUCUAUUCUCCUCAUACAUUACACGCCUCGUUUUCGAGGGCAGUGAAUCCUAGGAAUGGAAA
Molecule: messenger RNA, 495 nt
Organism: Bipolaris sorokiniana ND90Pr
Lineage: Eukaryota; Fungi; Ascomycota; Dothideomycetes; Pleosporales; Pleosporaceae
Exons: 3
Coding region: 205-486 (93 amino acids)
Source: RefSeq, a predicted model, not a curated record